Molecule: messenger RNA, 852 nt
Organism: Laetiporus sulphureus 93-53
Lineage: Eukaryota; Fungi; Basidiomycota; Agaricomycetes; Polyporales; Laetiporaceae
Product: ribosomal protein S5 domain 2-like protein
Exons: 5
Coding region: 1-852 (283 amino acids)
Biological process (GO): exonucleolytic trimming to generate mature 3'-end of 5.8S rRNA from tricistronic rRNA transcript (SSU-rRNA, 5.8S rRNA, LSU-rRNA); nuclear polyadenylation-dependent mRNA catabolic process; U4 snRNA 3'-end processing
Cellular component (GO): nuclear exosome (RNase complex); cytoplasmic exosome (RNase complex)
Source: RefSeq, a predicted model, not a curated record
AUGCCUCGCCCACCCUCGCCGUCAAUCCCAGAGAAAGAGUUCCUCUCUGCUUCUCUCAAGCAGUCUCUUCGCCUCGAUGGUCGCAAUAUGCUGGAGAUGCGCAAGCCCAAACUCACCUUUGGCCCCGAAUUGGGUUGGGUUGAGUGCGCACUUGGAAAAACACGAAUCAUAGCGCAGGUGGACGCAAAAAUGGUGAAGCCACCGCCAGAAAGGCCGCUCGAGGGAAUCAUCACGAUCCAUUCUGAGAUCUCCCCUAUGGCAUCGAAUGAAUACGAAGCCGGUCGACCCUCUGACGAAGAAGUGACAAUUACGCGCAUGCUGGACAAAGUGUUGCGGAGGAGUGAUGUUGUAGACAAGGAGUCUCUAUGUGUCCUUGCGGGGCAACGAGUCUGGCAUCUGCGUUUGACUAUUCAUUGUCUAGCCGAUGCAGGCAAUAUGCUGGAUUGCGCUUGCUUAGCAGGUGUGAUCGCGCUGAAGCAUUUCAGACGCCCCGAAGUAGAGGUCGUCGGAGACGAAGUAACGAUCCAUCUCCCGUCGGAACGCGCUCCUGUCCCCCUCUCAAUGCACCAUACGCCUUACUGCUUUACCUUCGCGUACUUCUCUGAUCCUGCUACCUCGCCUGUCCUGGAUCCGUCUCACCUCGAGCAGGUUCUCAGCGCAGGUUUGCUCUCCGUUGCGCUCAAUGCGCAACGCGAGCUGUGUGUUGUGCAGAAGGCGGGCGGCGUCCCGCUCGCGCCAGAAGAGAUUCUGCGCAUCAUAAAUGUUGCGGUUGACAGAGCAAAGGAGCUGGAUAAGAUUGUGGAAGAGCGGCUGAAAGAGGAUUGGGCCGGACGGACAGUAGAAGUACGGUGA